AUGAAGCUGCUCCACAUCGCACACUUUUUCCCUGGAGUUCAGUUACUUCCAGCCAUAGUUCCUCUUUGCCAUGCACUGGUCGCACAGCCCAAUAUCUACGAAGUAGAUGUCGCCAUCAUUGGCGGCGGACUGGCCGGUCUCUCGGCCGCCAAGGAUCUUGCAGCCGCCAACAAGACCUUUGCCAUACUCGAAGCACGAGAUCGAGUGGGUGGCCGUGUGCUCAACGCCGAAUUGCCAGGAGAACACGCCGAAGAGCUAGGCGCCGAGUACGUGGGGCCCACUCAAGACCGCGUUCUCGCUCUCGCAGCCGCGCUUGGCCUGCCGACGUAUAAGACAUACACAGUAGGACAAUCAACCUUUUAUCGCAAUGGCACAGUGCGUCAUUAUCAAGAUCAGCUGGGUGGUGUUCCGCCCGUUCCCAUAAACUCGCUUGUCGAACUUGCACUUUUCAUGAACGAUAUCAACACCCUUGCAAGCAAAGUCGACCUGGAAGCCCCGUGGAAGACCCCAAAUGCUACGGUGCUGGAUUCGAUGACUCUAGAAACGUAUAUCAACUCUAAACUAUCCACCCCUGACUCACGCGCCCUUCUUGACAUCGCCAUCCCAGCUAUCCUGUCGACCGAGGUGAAAGAGCCGUCAUUGCUGUAUGCACUGUGGUGCAUCGCGGCCGCUGGAGAUGAAACCGGACCCGGGACCAUCAAUCGUCUCAUCGGUGUAGACGGGGGUGCCCAGGACAGUCGAAUUCAAGGUGGGAGUCAAUUACUUGCCAUCAAGCUUGCCGAGAAACUAGGAUCGCAAAAGAUCAUUCUCAACACACCUGUGCGCAAAGUCAAGCGCGAAAAGGGCAAGUAUACCAUCACCGCAGACACCGGAAUUAUCUCCGCUAGAUAUGUUAUCGUUGCCAUGUCUCCACCGCUGGUAAGUCGGAUUAUAUUCGAGCCACCACUGCCUGCUGGGCGAGAUCAAUUGAACCAACGCAUGCCGAUGGGAUCCAUCGGAAAAGCAAUUGCCAUCUUUCCGCGGCCCUGGUGGCGGGGCCAGGGACUUAAUGGAGCAGGUGUCAGCGAUACCGGCGUGAUCCGGGUGACGUACGACAACACCCCGGCGGAUGCAUCCUUCGGAGCGCUAAUGGGGUUUAUUGAGGCGGACGAGAUGCGCAAACUUGAUACUGCCAGCGAGGAAGAGGUCAAGCGCCAAGUCAAGCAGAGUUUUACAAAUCUAUUUGGUCCGCGGGUGGAAACUGCUACCGAUAUCCUCAUUCAACGAUGGGAUCUUGAAGAGUUUUCCCGCGGUGGCCCGGGGGCUUUCAUGCCGCCGGGGGUUCUGACACAAUAUGGGUCCCAUUUGCGCGCCCCAGUCGGGGGGAUCCAUUUUGCUGGCACGGAGACUUCACUAAGAUGGAUUGGAUAUAUGGAUGGAGCUAUUGCCUCAGGGGAACGCGUUGCCGGGGAGAUACUGAGCUCCUGUUUUGACUGUGGAUUCCAUUAA
Molecule: messenger RNA, 1488 nt
Organism: Penicillium paradoxum
Lineage: Eukaryota; Fungi; Ascomycota; Eurotiomycetes; Eurotiales; Aspergillaceae
Product: flavin monoamine oxidase family protein
Exons: 1
Coding region: 1-1488 (495 amino acids)
Molecular function (GO): oxidoreductase activity
Source: RefSeq, a predicted model, not a curated record